AUGAAGGCCCAAAUGCACUCGACCGUGUUCACAAUCGUUUGCCUUCACUUGGCGAUUCAGAUCGGGACAAGUUCAGCUGAAGGAUGGAAUUGCCCUUUCGACUAUUUAUACCAUUGGGGUGAUGGGGUCACGGAUAUCGGCAACUCCAUUCACGUGCUUCCAAAGAUCACUAUUCCGGCUGGGCGAAAGCCGUACGGCAUGACUUAUCCCGGCUUUCCUACUGGUCGUUGGUCAGACGGCCUCGUCGAUUUUGACUUCAGUGCUGAGGAUUUUGGGCUGCCAAAUAUUCAACCCUACCUGAACAUGAGUCAAUCGAAGGCGGCAAGCUAUGACGGGGUGAUAUUCUCUGUGGCAGGAAGCCCGGUUCUCCACCGCAAAUUCUUCGAAUUGCGCGACAUUGUUAUUCCACCAUAUGCUGUUCCUCUUAACCAACAAAUGCAUUGGUUUAGAAAACAUCUCAAAUAUGUUUGUCACUCACCAUCAGGGCCCGAUCUAGUAAAUCGUGCAUUGAAAACAUGUUGUGGGAUCGGAGGGAAAUAUAACUUCGACCCAAAGAGGUUUUGCAGCCACAAGGGAGUACCCGUUUGCUCCAACCCGGACGAGUACGUAUUUUGGGACGGGAUGCAUUUCACACAAGAGGCUCAAAUGAGGGUCGAAAAGUCGUUGAUCGUGCCAGCCCUUCAGGCGCUCAAUUGCACGCAACUGGAAACUACAGAUUCUUAUUACACGGACAGCUGGGCUACUACUUAUAUACGAGCUUCGGACGAUCUGGCUAGCAUGUGA
Messenger RNA from Striga hermonthica, 783 nucleotides. Lineage: Eukaryota; Viridiplantae; Streptophyta; Magnoliopsida; Lamiales; Orobanchaceae. The record is from the annotation of a GenBank genome assembly.